GCAUAGCUCACCACUGUCGUCAAAAUUAACAGAAGUUAUUUUUUUUCCUUUCUCCACAUCUCGUAAGACCUUGGUAGGGCGAAAUUUGGAAACUAAAUUGUCAUCAAUAGGCAAAGUAGCCAUAGAAAAUGAUGUCUUUAGGUGUUGGUCUCUACGGUGGGUUCGGGACUACAGCUACAUAAAGUUUUGCUAAAAUACAGUUCAUAGCAGGAUGACUGAGUAUUGGAAAAGCAUUCCAAAGUAUUUUUGCAAGUAUUGUAACAAGUUUGUUACAGAUACAAAACUAGGUCGACGCGAACAUGAAGCUACAUUCAAACAUCAAAAUGCAAUUAAGAAGUUCAUGGAUGAUAUACACCGGCGAAAUCAAAAUGGGAUUGUUAACAACGUAGCAAAAAAGGCUCCGAAAUCAGACUCAACAUUAGCUCCGUACGAACGAAAAGUUGUACGGAAAGAACCCAUAAAGCAAACUGCUAAAAAGAUUCAUACACUCGAUGAUUGGCAAUUGACAACACCUGUAAAUGAAACUGACUCCAUUCCAACACAGAUCAGUGAAGCUGAACAAAAGUCCACAAACUCAGAAUCAUGCUCACAAAAUUCUAAAUCGUUUGAAUUGUCACAGCCAUCGUUGAAACGAAAUCGAGAAAUAGUUCGUGAAACCGAUUUUAAUGAACUGUCCAAAUAUAAAGUUCAAGAAAAGAAAGCACCGGAAAUUGAACAACUCGGUAAAAAUGAGUCAGCAAACGAUUUAGGGAAGCCGGUUUUAUUCAAAAAACGAAAGUCAGCUCGUGAAAAUAUCAAGCGAAAGACAGCCUAGAAUGUUUAAUCUUAUUUGUCAUAUUUCUGUGACUUCAAAUUCUUUUAAUUGUUACGGAGCAUAGAUGUGUAUUUUUUUUGUUAUUUAAGAAACGUCAAAAUUUAUUAUUAUUUCCAGGUAUUCGCUAAUUUGCCGCAUCAACUUUUUGAUAAAACAGAAUGUACGCAGUCGAGAAAUUCUGGUAAAUUCUUUUAAAAUCCGU
Molecule: messenger RNA, 1016 nt
Organism: Schizosaccharomyces japonicus yFS275
Lineage: Eukaryota; Fungi; Ascomycota; Schizosaccharomycetes; Schizosaccharomycetales; Schizosaccharomycetaceae
Product: WW domain-binding protein 4
Exons: 2
Coding region: 212-814 (200 amino acids)
Biological process (GO): nuclear RNA surveillance; mRNA splicing, via spliceosome
Cellular component (GO): nucleus
Molecular function (GO): nucleic acid binding; zinc ion binding
Source: RefSeq, a predicted model, not a curated record